AUGGCUUCCCCAAGUUUCGUGCCAGCGCUUGUCAUAGUGGACCUUCAAGAGGAUUUCUGUCCACCACAUGGCUCCCUCGCAGUGACAGAAGGCCGCGACAUCGCCGGACCCGUCAACGAGCUCCUCGCCCAGCCCAGCUUCGCGAUCCGCAUCGCCACGCAGGACUGGCACCCUGAGAACCACAUCUCCUUCGCGACGAACCACCCAGGCAAGAAGCCCUUCACUGACACCGCGACGGUAAUCAACCCGCACAAUCCCGUCGAGAAGUACGAGACCCGCCUCUGGCCGGUGCACUGCAUCCAGGGAUCCAAGGGCGCGGAGCUGGUCCCUGAGCUCGACACUUCCAAGGUAGAUAAGGUGAUCAGGAAGGGCCAGGACGCGAGGGUGGAGAUGUACAGCGCGUUCUACGAUCCCUUCAAGAGCCCUCGUGUCAGCGACUCCGGGCUGGUGGGGAUCCUGAAGGAGAAGGGCGUCACGCAUGUGUAUGUGGUGGGGCUUGCGUAUGACUACUGCGUCAAGUCCACGGCUGUGGAUGCUGCGAGGGAGGGGUUCACGACGUAUGUUGUGGAGGAGGCCACCAGGGCUGUGGCGGACGCGGAUGGCUGGGCAAAGUGUACACGAGAGCUGGAGAAGGGAGGCGUCAAGGUUGUGCGAAUGCACGACGAGGUGGUAAAGAAGCUGAAGUCGCUCAAGUGAAGAUGAAAAAAUUGGCUGAUCAUGAUGGUGACUAAUCCUCUCGAGUGAUUCGGCAGAUAUUGAUUGCAGUCCUAUUGGAACUUGUGUUGAUGAACUGGUGUGGAGACCAUGGUGCUGUUUCUCGAUAAAUCUCGACUUGUUGGAUUCGUUCUUUAGGCGUGAUCGCAGCUCUGACACACUUUCUUAUCAAUUAUUGAGGCCUGUGGUAAUUGCUAGCUCAGCGUCUACUUAGCCAUAAUGCCAGGGCCGCCACGAGUGCUCUUGAAACUUC
Cryphonectria parasitica EP155 is the source of this 967-nucleotide messenger RNA. RefSeq names its product Isochorismatase hydrolase. The coding region runs from base 1 to 696 and encodes 231 amino acids. The record is from RefSeq and is a predicted model, not a curated record. NCBI's taxonomy places the organism in Eukaryota, Fungi, Ascomycota, Sordariomycetes, Diaporthales, Cryphonectriaceae. The transcript has a single exon.